Molecule: messenger RNA, 3507 nt
Organism: Hevea brasiliensis (rubber tree)
Lineage: Eukaryota; Viridiplantae; Streptophyta; Magnoliopsida; Malpighiales; Euphorbiaceae
Product: disease resistance protein At4g27190
Exons: 1
Coding region: 163-3036 (957 amino acids)
Molecular function (GO): ATP hydrolysis activity; ADP binding
Source: RefSeq, a predicted model, not a curated record
UCCAAACGCAGCCUUAGGCGCAUAUUGAUGUAUGAACAUUUCAAAGUCAAACUCGUUCCUUCAUUCCUUUGUAAACCUUCACAAGUUAGAUCAUAGUUCCCGCAAAGAAGAACCAAGUACUGCAAAUAUAAUUUUUCUGAGGUUUUGGCAUCUUGAUUACUGAUGGAUUUCGUGGCUUCCACACUUGGUACAGUAUUAGUGGAAACUGGUCGUCUCCUCUGCGGCUCUAUUUCCUCUGAUAUUAGUAGUUGUAUUAGAUUUAGAUCUAAGUGCAACAAUUUGGAGAAAGAGAUGCAGAAUCUAAUUUCUCUGAGGGAUGAUUUGAAUCAAGAACUUGAAACAGCUUUCAAGGAUGGGAAAUUACCAACUAGUCAGGUUAAAGAAUGGCUUCAGCAAGUAGAAGAGGUGAUGCUUCAAAUGAAUUUGAUACAUGAAGGAAUGAUAGCCAACAACAACAGCAAAAGAAAAUUUUGUGGAUGGUUCUUGAAUUACAGGCAGCGGUGCAGACUGGGCAAGAAAAUGGUAAGAGCUCUCAACGACAUAGAAAGACUUAACAAAGCUACGAAUUUUCCACGAGGCAUGGUAGCCAAGAAUCACCCAGCACCCACAGUCGAGCAUAUCCCUGGACCUUUAAUUGAAGAUCAAACAACAGCAACUAAAACUUUGGCCCAACUUAUGGAACUGUUAAACGAUGAUGAGGUUAGAAGGAUUGGUGUUUGGGGGAUGGGAGGUGUUGGCAAAACUACUCUUGUUAAGAGCUUGAACAAUAAGCUCAGGGCAGCUUCGAUGCAGCCUUUCAGUGUGGUGAUAUGGGCAACAGUCUCUAGAAACUUCAACUUGAGAAGGGUCCAAACACAAAUAGCUGAGAGAUUGAAUAUGGUGGUCAAAUCAGAUGAAAGCGUGGAGGGGUUAGCUAUACGCCUGCAUCAGAGACUUGAGAAGGAAAAGAACUUCCUAGUGAUUCUAGAUGAUGUGUGGGAGGAAAUUGAUUUGGACCAUUUAGGAAUCCCCCAGCUUGAAGUUCACACAGGUUCUAAGAUCAUCUUGACGUCUCGAUUGCUUGAUGUCUUAAGGGGGAUGAAGACUGACAGAGCAAUUAAAGUAGAUAAGCUUAAUGAUGAAGAAGCUUGGGAAUUGUUCAGUCGAAAUGCAGGGGAAGUGGUGUGUUUGGAACAUAUCAGACCACUUGCCGAAUCAAUUGCCAAAGAAUGUAGUGGGUUACCUUUAGCGAUCAUCACCAUGGGGAAGGCUAUGAGGGGAAAGAAAAUGGUAAAGCUGUGGAAACAUGCUUUGAGCAAGUUACAAAAAUCAGUGCCUUUUGUAAGUGGCAUUGAAGAGAAGGUUUAUAACAUCUUGAAGUGGAGUUAUGACACGUUAGAAGGUAGCAAUAUAAAAUCAUGUUUCCUUUAUUGUUCUUUGUUUCCUGAGGAUUUCUCUAUUGAAGCAAGUGAACUGGUACAAUGUUGGUUGGCAGAAGGAUUGAUAGACGAACAACAAAGCUAUGAAGAUUUAGUUAUCAGUGGAAUUUCUUUGCUAGAGAAUUUGAAAGACUCUUGUUUGUUGGAAGAUGGUGCUCGCAAAGGAACCGUGAAGAUGCACGAUGUAGUUCGAGAUGUAGCUAAGUGGAUAGCGUGGUCUUUGGAGGAUGGAUGUAAAUCACUUGUUCAAUCAGGGAAAGAAUUGAGUGAGAUUUCGGAGGCUGAGUUUUUAAAUUCCCUUAAAAGAGUUUCUUUCAUGAAUAACAAGAUAAGAACAUUGCCUAAUUGUGCCACACAAUGCUCAGAGGCUUCAACUUUACUACUGCAGGGUAAUCCCCUUGAGGCAGUUCCUGAGAGAUUCUUGCAAGGCUUUCAAGCACUAAGGGUCUUGAACUUGAGUGGAACUCGCCUCCUUUCGUUGCCUCUUUCCCUUCUUCAACUUAAUGACUUGCGUGUUUUGCUUUUGAAGGAGUGCUAUUACUUAGAAGAAUUACCCUCAUUGGACAGGUUGAGUAAACUUCAAGUGCUUGAUCUCUGUGCCACUCGUAUCAGAGAAUUGCCAAGAGGGAUAGAACAGCUGAGCCAAUUAAGACAAGUAAACCUCUCCCGCACUCACUGUUUAAAGAACAUUCCUGCUGGAACUAUAUCAAGGUUGUCUGCUUUAGAGGUUCUGGAUAUGACGCUUAGCGAUUACCAUUGGGAUGUCAGAGAACAGUUAAAAGAGGGGGAAGCAACUUUUGAAGAACUGAUGAACUUGCAAAAGCUAGUAGUUUUGUCUGUAAGAUUGAAGUGCAUCCCAUCACUUGGUAUAGAAGUUCCAUGGAUUGAUAGAUUAAGAAGAUUUCAGUUUUUCAUUGGUGAGCAAGCCAACUCCUUACCAACAAGGCAUGCCAAAAGGAGAGUGACCAUCAGUGGUCUAAAUCUAUCAGAGGAAUGGAUUGGUGGGUUGUUGAGCAACGUAAAGUCUCUCGUCCUGAAUCAUUGUUGGGGACUAAAUCAAAUGCUUGAGACAUUGACCAUCGACAGCACUAGUAGCUUCAUCGGUUUGAAAUCUCUAACUAUUUCAAAUUCCAACAGCAGCUUACGGCCAGCAGGAGGAUGUGCUGCUCAUUAUGAUAUGCUGCCAAAUUUAGAGGAACUAUAUCUUGAUCGUCUGACUUAUCUAGAAAGCAUUUCAGAAUUAGUUGGUCAUCUCGGACUGAGAUUUUCUAGAUUGAAAAUAGUGGAAGUUGCAAGGUGUCCUCGGUUGACAGAUCUUCUCCCUUAUGGUAGUUUCAUUCUAGCCCUACCAAGCCUGGAAGAAAUCAAGGUAAGUUUCUGUGACAAGCUAGAAGAGUUAUUUAGGUAUUGCUCAGGACACAAUUCUACUCCAGAACCAGUUGUUCCAAGCCUACGAAUAAUGGAGUUGAAGAACCUACCCAAGUUGAGGACUCUUUGCAGGGAAUGGGAGUCAUGGCCUCGUCUAGAACAUGUUGACGUAGUCAAAUGCAAUCUCCUCAGAAAGCCGCCUCUCACUAUCCAAAAUGUAAAUGCGGUGACUUUGCAUUUGGGUGAAUAAAUUUGAAACUGAGAAAUGAAAUAGGUGGAACCAACUACCCAAUGGAGUUGAAGAUGGCAACAUCAAGUCACACAUGGUACAGUAAUAUUUCAAACCAACCGGAGAUUGGAGCAAAUCAAAUGGAGGUGAUCUAUUUGGUACUGCUCCAAAAAGAGAUUAGACACUUAUCAAGUAUCAUAUGAGCACAACAAACUGCAUUUUGCAGAUUUUUUUGUCAUGCUGAAACAGGUAAUUUUGUGGAUGUUAUUUAUCGAGGACCCAUGUUCUAACAGAAUUCCAGGGCUUUUUUUUUGGUCACACAGCUGGAUAUAGAGGUUUAGUAAGUUUGAUUGGGGUGUUUAUAGUUAUGAGUUCCACAAGUCAUCGUCCGUGGUCACGAGUCUUCCACAAAUCAUUGUACAGAUUGAAGGCUAUAUUAUAAACAUGCACGUGAUCCCUGAUUAUUCUGAAAGGAAAAUACUCUUUUCUCAA